AUGGAGGGGCCAAAAUCACUGGGUCCCUGUGUCUACUCCCACCCUCAAUGUCCCCCAGCCCCAGCCUCGAACAGCCAUGGAGGAUGCGUGGACCAGCCAUGCCAGGGAUGUGUAAGGUGGCCCUGCCUGCUCCCCAUUCCCUCUGUUCAAUCAGUGGAGACUGCAAGGCCUUUCCCAGCUCCAGGGGCCAAUGGUGGGGGCUCCAGGGUGGGGUUCAAAGGAUCAGAGAUCUUUCUCGCAAAAGAAGAAGGAGAGAGGCAGCAGCAGAGAGGGAGAGAGCUGUCAGGGCCGAGACAAGGAGAGGCAGAGACGGGGUUGGGGAGGGGCUGGCCUCCACACUCAGAGCGAGAACAGGAGGCCCCUAGGCAUGGGGGACCUUCCAACUUAGGACCCAGACCUGCCCCAUGCCCACCACCCCUACCACCUGGAGGAGGGACCCCAGCCUUGUCCAGGGCAGGCUCCUCAAAGCACCAGAAUGGAUCGUUGGAAGCUGCAGAACAAUCCUUCCGCCAGUUGGCACAAGAGAACCAUAGCUUGAAAAGGCAGAACCAAGAUCUUCGCGAGCAGCUGGGGGCUCUCCUGGCGCCAGGGCCCCAGUUCCUGCCCCUGUGUACACAUUCCAGCUGCACAGCUCUGACCUGGUCUCCAGAAGCAAUCAGCUCCCGGUCCCUGGAAGAGAGGGGACCUGUGCAGCUAGUACGGCAGGAGCUCUGUCGGGGUGAAGAGGCUUUCGUACAGCAGUCCCAGAAUGAACUGCAACAGAUUCGACUGUCCUUUGAGAGGAAGAAGAUGGCUAUUACUGAGGUGUGGGAUGGUGUGGCUGAAGUACACAUGGCCCUGAACAAUCAGGCCACCGGACUCCUGAACCUCAAGAAGGACAUUCGGGGUGUGCUAGAUCAGAUGGAGGACAUUCAGCUAGAGAUUCUGGGGGAGAGGGCCCAGUGCCGCUCUCAGGCCAGGAAGGAGCAGCAAAAAGCAUGCACAGCGAAAAAGAGACCGAAGCUGGGAUGUUCCGAGGGUGUCAAGGGCCAGAUCUGGCUGCUGGCCCUGAGGCUGCUGCUGGGUGCCCUGCUGGCCUGCACUGCUGCUUACGUGUACGUGGUGGACCCCACACCCUUCGAAGGGCUGGUACCGCCCUUGCUGAGCAGAGCUGCUGUCUGGAAACUCCGGGCCCUGCUGGGCCCCUUCCUGCACCUCGAAGUGGAUGACUUCCUGCCGUUCUAG
This is a messenger RNA of Dipodomys spectabilis (banner-tailed kangaroo rat), 1224 nucleotides long. RefSeq names its product coiled-coil domain containing 188 (gene Ccdc188). The transcript is spliced from 9 exons. Bases 1 to 1224 code for a protein of 407 amino acids. The record is from RefSeq and is a predicted model, not a curated record. NCBI's taxonomy places the organism in Eukaryota, Metazoa, Chordata, Mammalia, Rodentia, Heteromyidae.